Molecule: messenger RNA, 627 nt
Organism: Vanrija pseudolonga
Lineage: Eukaryota; Fungi; Basidiomycota; Tremellomycetes; Trichosporonales; Trichosporonaceae
Exons: 2
Coding region: 1-627 (208 amino acids)
Source: RefSeq, a predicted model, not a curated record
AUGGUGCAACUUUUUUUGUCUGUACCUCCGCAUGUCCGAGCUCUGCGAGUACAAAAGGCCAGAGGAGGAAGAGGGAGUAACGGCAUCGGCGGCCACGGCGACGGCCUUGUUGGUGCCGGCCUCGCGCCGCUCGUCUUCGCCGUCGUCGUGUCGUCGUGGAUCGUGGCGGCGCGUAUGGCGCGAGGAAAGGCCCACGGUGUAGACGACACGGCGUACUCGCCACCGGCGCCGCCGGGCAGGAGCACCAGCGCCAGCCUACGCCCCAAGGGGCGUAAGCUGGGCCGCGCGGCCCCACGGCACGGUCGACACGCUCGCUGGCUCGCGCACGUAGUGCCCGCACUCGUGUGUGAUGCGCGCGAGGGCGCUGAGAUCUGGGACCUGGGCACUUGCGACGAAGGCGACGACGGCGUCAAGGCAGGCGACACGUACUGGGACCUGAGCCACGACCACGACCACGGCCACGACUCGGACCCCGACUCCGACGACACCGACGCCGCUCCCGCCCCGCCGCCGACGCCUCUGCUGUCGACGCUCGACCUCUUGGCGGACCUUGGCUACGACGACGACGCCGAGAGCUCCGACGGAUGCCCGAGCGGAUGUGCUACGCCGCGCGCGACGCCUCGGUAG